GAUGGGUCCGUCUGUAACUCCUGUCCUGGAUGUGCUUGGGGAGCUCCGUUUGGACUUGAUCAGUGACAUGCUGUGGAAAGACAUCAGUUUCAUCUCCUCACUGUUUGGUGACGGCCUGCGGCCAUUCUUAUCCUCCGCCUCAGGAAGCCUUCUGCAGUGUGUCAGCGGCAAGAACCUCACAUGUCAAACCUUCCAGCACAUUGUGAGUGAGUUCAGUCAUCAGUUUGAUCACAUGAGAGAGGAGCAGGCAGAGGAAGUCCUCAAAUUCUUCAUCCUGCCCUUCCUGUCCAGAAACUCCUCAGACUCUGGAUGCAUCUCCAACAACAGCAUGGCAUGGCUUCUCAACAACUAUGGGAGAUUCUCUGUCCUCGUCCCACUCAAAAGUCUAUUUGAUCUCAAUAAGGACUUUGAUCCACUGGCAGUAUUGGAUCUUCUCAGUCCUAAGCAGACGGCUGAGUUGAUGGUUCUGCCUCUCCCUCAUCCCCAAGGCAAAGAUGAGGUCAUCAACAGAGUGCUGGAUCACCUGCUGGAGUCACCAGUGGAGCGGAACCUUCCAGAAGUUCUGUAUCACGUCGUCUUACUCUCCACACAGCUUGAACUACCUUGUGAGUUCUAUCAAGCAAUAAUCCCGAGGCUGAGGGGAUCGUUGACGUCAGUACCAGGAGAUCUGGAGCCAAUCAUCAGUGGAGUUGUGGAACAACUACUCCAACUUACUCCAAUAGAUUGUGAAGUGCCUCCAAUACCUCCUCCAACUCAGUGUCCUACAUCACCAGGUAAUGGGACAGAUUGUCCAGUGCCUCCGUCAGCUCAGUGUCCUACAACACCAGUCAAUGAAAGCCGAAUCUGUGAUGGUGGAAACAGCAAUGCCCUGCAGUCAUAUCUGGCUGCUGGACUGGUCCCCUGUAACAUCAGUCUGGAGCAGUAUGCCUGUGCACAGCUGACAGGAUUCACUGCACACAAUCUCACCCAACUCCUGGUGUGCAAGCUGUCCAGCAACAUGACUUACUCUAGGGAGACCUGGAAGCUGCUCCUCACCAAAACCUCUGCUGUUCUGGAUGAAGCUCUCAUCAUGGUCUCCCACGUGGUCUCCAACAUGUCUCUGACAGUGAUGGGUCCGUCUGUAACUCCUGUCCUGGAUGUGCUUGGGGAGCUCCGUUUGGACUUGAUCAGUGACAUGCUGUGGAAAGACAUCAGUUUCAUCUCUGCACUGUUUGGUGACGGCCUGCGUCCAUUCUUAUCCUCCGCCUCAGGAAGCCUUCUGCAGUGUGUCAGCGGCAAGAACCUCACAUGUCAAACCUUCCAGCACAUUGUGAGUGAGUUCAGUCAUCAGUUUGAUCACAUGAGAGAGGAGCAGGCAGAGAAGGUCCUCAGAUUCUUCAUCCUGCCCUUCCUGUCCAGAAACUCCUCAGAUCCGGAAUGUAUCUCUAACAACAGCGUUGAAUGGCUCCUCAACAACUAUGGGCGAUUCUCUGUCCUCGUCCCACUUAGAAGUCUACUUGACCAGAAUAAGCACUUCAAUCCACUGGCUGCCCUGGACGUCCUCUCUGCCCAGCAGAAGGCUGAGCUGGUCCUCCUGCCGCUCCCUGGCCUCCCUCCUAAAGGGGAGGUCAUCAGGGUCGUCUUCGCCCACCUCCUGGAGUCUCCUGUGGGGCGUCAGAUGUCCGAGGUCCUUCGUCAUCUCGAUAGGAUCUCUGCACAGAAUGAGAUACCAUGUGACAUACUCCAGCCAGUAUCGGAAAACCUGUACCUGGCUCUGUCCUAUGUUCCUCCUGCACUAGAACCCAUUAUUUACGCAACCGCAGAUCAGUUGAGAUGGAACGCACCACAAGGUUAUUUUUUAACGUAUAAUACUAUAUAUUGUUGUGCUUGAAUUGUUCAACUGUGGAUCUGUCUAUCUAUCGUACCAUCUAGCUUCAUAAUGAAUCCAUAUUAGUUAUAAUUCUUUUUUUUAUACUUGACAUACUUUUGUUCUUUGUAUUUGUGUUGUCUGUCUAUCUCUGUACUAUACAUAUUUCCAUAAAACGUAUAACAACACAAGAUAAAAACAUAUAACAAUUUCCACUAUACUAACUUGAUGAUUAAGAGAAUUUCAUUUUGUGUAAAACAUUUUUAUUUGUCUAUUUUUUUUUCAAUCUAGGUUGCAAGCUUCCUCUACCACCUUCAGUAAGUCUAAUAUAUAAAUCAAUAUUGUCUCAUAUUGUUUAAUUAAAGGGAAAAAGUUCAUGAGUAUGAUUAUAUACCUUUCUUUUCCACUCUAGUGUCCUUUCACAAAGAUCAAUGGUAAGUUUGCUGUCAAAUAGUGGCUAAGUUUAUGUCAUCGCAUAUGAUCUUUUUUCCUUCAUACUACCUAAUCUUGAUAAUGUAUCAUCAUCAUUUCUCAUAUUCUCUGCAGAGAGUGACAUCUGUAAUGGAAUCAACAGGUAUGCACAUUCACGUUUACUGUCUUGAUC
Molecule: messenger RNA, 2450 nt
Organism: Clupea harengus (Atlantic herring)
Lineage: Eukaryota; Metazoa; Chordata; Actinopteri; Clupeiformes; Clupeidae
Gene: mslnb
Exons: 19
Coding region: 2-1870 (622 amino acids)
Biological process (GO): cell-matrix adhesion
Cellular component (GO): cell surface
Source: RefSeq, a predicted model, not a curated record